GGCAGUGCAGGAGCCUCCCGCUUCGUUACCUGGGCGUGCUGGGCAAAUACUCCGUAUCGUGUGUCGGAAGUUGGCUGGAACCCCCUCCUUCUCUUUUUCUAAACUGUUCAUCAACGCAUAUCACUGACCUUUUUGGGCCGGUUUUUGUUUCUCUUCACCCUGUUUUUAAACAGUUGCCAGGCCCCGUUCCGCAACAGCUGCGCCUCGAAAAGUGGUGUUGGGACGAACAUGAGCCUUCGCGCCAUUGCCCAUCGUUUCUGCGGCUUGUGAGACCCUACAGCCGACAAACAGGCCAGCUCAAAUUACAUUAAUUACCUUGACCCCUUUGCUGGUUUUCUCUGCAUACUUCUCUUUCCAUCCUGCCUGGCGACGACUCAUGAUAACCUCCUGUGUCCGGAUCUGAACCUGUCCCCUUCCACAAAACACAUGGCUACUGCAUAUGUGGCGUAGGUUACGUGUUGCACAGGAAGACCCCUCCCGCAACCCAAACGAAACGCCCCUCGGCCGAGCAAAAACCUGGUUUCCCCCUUUUUCGGAUUCUCACCAGGCAUCCACACCGUGGUGAAGUCGAAACGCCAUCAUCAUGCAGUCAAUGCAAAGACAGUUUGGCAAGCUCUUGAACAAGGGCCCCGGAGACAAUGCCAAAGUGUCUGUUCUCCUGAAGGAUUAUGAGGAUGCAGACAAGGUUCUUGCUACGCUGAUUGAGAAUGCUCGUGCAUGGAGAGACUCGUGGGAUUCUCUGAUCAACUCGCAACACAACAUGGUGGUUGAGUUCGAGGGCCUGUAUGAUCCCAUUGUAGGAGCCACGGAUGGCCAUGGCCGUGAGGCAGCACCGACCCCUCAGUUACAGCUAGAACGCACUCUCCGUUUGAAGGAAACGUAUGGCGACCUCAAGACAGAACUGUUGCAAGAGAUUGUGGCCAUUGAGGAACGGAUUCUCAGGCCGGCAACGGAUGCCCGGUCCUACAUCACCCCCAUUCGCAAGACGAUCAAGAAGCGCGAGAACAAAAGACUGGACUACGAAAAGGUCCAGGACAAGACGCUGAAGCUCCAACGAAAACCCGGACGCAACGCCAAGGAAGAUGCAUCUCUUGCAAAGUAUCAGGAUGAGCUAUCUCGUGUGGCUGAUGAGUUCAACAUUGCAGAUGAGCACCUCCGCCAAACGCUGCCCCCUAUUGUCGAGGCGACCUUCAGCAUCGUCCCUCCCCUCCUCGCUGCUCUGGUCCUCAUCCAGAACAGGCUUCUGGGCCUCUAUUACACCACCCUCCACAACUACUGCGAGGACUCCAACUUCCCCUCGCCGGCACCCCCAAUGGAAGAUGUGAUUGCAGUCUGGAACGCCGCCUGCAGCCCCAUCCAAUCCCAAAUCGAACACAUCAGUUUCAUCCGCCACAAAGGCGGCUACACCCAACCUCCACCUUCAAACGGCUACAGGCGCACGCCUUCUGGCCUCAUCCCCAGCACCAACAGCAGCAGCAACAGCCUCCAACCCCGCCCCAUGCGGAUCCCAUCAUCUCACGCCCUCAAACCACCCUCUCCCUCCCCAUCCCCGGCAAAAACACCCCCUUCGUCUUUCAGCUCCCGCCGACCGGAGUGGGCCAACCCGACAGAAUUCACCACGGCGUCUCACCUCGGCGGAGCGAAUAUCGAUCGUUCAAAGCCGGCCCGUGAGCGGUCUGUUUCGCCAAAUCCAGCGGUGGGAAGUAUUAUGGUCAACGGGGGGUUGGUGGUGAAGAAACGGCCUCCUCCUCCACCGCCGCCGAAGAAGCCCGCGUUGGUGCAGGAGCAGUGGGUUGUGGCGCUGUACCCGUUUGCUGGGCAGGGGCAGGGAGAUCUGAGUUUUGAUGAAGGGGAGCGGAUCAAGGUGGUGACCAAGACGCAGACGGACCAGGAUUGGUGGGUGGGGGAGUUGAGGGGGGUUAGGGGGAGCUUUCCGGCGAAUUAUUGCCGGCCUGCUUGA
Messenger RNA from Podospora pseudocomata, 1960 nucleotides. RefSeq lists its product as uncharacterized. Gene Ontology annotation, biological process: actin cortical patch localization; endocytosis; plasma membrane tubulation. Bases 584 to 1960 code for a protein of 458 amino acids. Lineage: Eukaryota; Fungi; Ascomycota; Sordariomycetes; Sordariales; Podosporaceae. The record is from RefSeq and is a predicted model, not a curated record. Gene Ontology annotation, molecular function: lipid binding; protein binding. Gene Ontology annotation, cellular component: actin cortical patch; medial cortex; mating projection tip. The transcript has 3 exons.